GAGGGGUACUGCAGUCUCUUCAGAAGUUGCAAUGGAAUACGUGCGACUAGUCACUCAAUAUACCCGACGUUCGAUGCAAUGUCGCUAUAAGUGUCGUCGGCUUCGUCGAACUAUUCGUUAAACAACAAGCCAGCUUCAAUAUCCAAGGACGAACCCCCAGUUCUGACAUCAAUCUCAUCAGAUUCCAAUUUUGCCUCCCCUCCUAGCCCAAACCCGCCUCAAAAUGCCUGCCACCGUGAAGCGAUUCUCUGCCGUCGCCAAUCCCCACGAGAUUCAUCAAUACCUCAAGGCCGACGGCGUCGUGGUCAUCGAAGAUGCUGCUACACAGCAGACCAUCGACUCAGUGAUUGACGAGGUCGGCACAGUCCCAGGAGGCCAAACCUUCGCCCUUGCUGGCAAGAGCACGACUUUUGCCACGAGCCUUCUGAUGAACCCUCUGUAUAUCGACCUCACGAAGCGAAUCCUCACUGAUACAUGCAUUAUCUACUACGAAAACGAAAGAACGGUGUCGACCUCCGACCCUCAAGUCUCCCAAACCUCCAUCAUCACCGCGCAGCCCGGAUCCGCUGCCUGGGGUCUUCGUCGGCAUGAUGAAUGCCACCACAUCACGCACCCUGCCAAGCGCGAAGCAGACUUUGGUAUCGCAUACGCAGCGACCGACAUCACAACCAAGACCGGAGCCAUCAGGGUGGUGAUUGGCUCUAACAACUGGACGGAUCUGCGUGAUCCGACCAAGAAGGAAGAAUAUCUCGUCGAACUGCGUAAAGGCGAUGCUUUGCUCUGGUGGGUCUACCUCUAUCACUCAUCUAAACCACAACUAACUAAAUGCUCCACCCAGACGAGCAUCCUCCUCAGCGCCAUUGCCACAGCUGGCUUCCGUCGUCAGGAAGAGAACCAAUACCUUGCGAUCCCGUGGGAGGUUGUAGAGAAAUACCCAACCGAGGUCCAGCGGUUCCUUGGCUACUCUAUCAGCCGUCCUUAUGGCGGAUCUGUGGAACAUAUGGAGCCCCUGGACUUUCUGAAGGUAAAGGGUGAUUGGUCCAAAUAUAUUCCUGUUGAUCUCAUCUAG
This is a messenger RNA of Aspergillus sclerotioniger CBS 115572, 1069 nucleotides long. RefSeq lists its product as uncharacterized. The transcript is spliced from 2 exons. The coding region runs from base 224 to 1069 and encodes 281 amino acids. NCBI's taxonomy places the organism in Eukaryota, Fungi, Ascomycota, Eurotiomycetes, Eurotiales, Aspergillaceae. The record is from RefSeq and is a predicted model, not a curated record.